Molecule: messenger RNA, 2290 nt
Organism: Liolophura sinensis
Lineage: Eukaryota; Metazoa; Mollusca; Polyplacophora; Chitonida; Chitonidae
Product: CD151 antigen-like
Exons: 9
Coding region: 173-931 (252 amino acids)
Cellular component (GO): plasma membrane
Source: RefSeq, a predicted model, not a curated record
GAUGAAUUGAAUGGCCCAGACUGGGAGGUACCUGCUCGAAGUUGGAACAUCGGAACAGUUGGAGGCCAGCUUGAAACAGGUACAUGAGCGUAAUACAGCAGCCCGUGGGACAAACGAGGUUGACAAGGGGAGAUAAGUCCAGAUUAGGGUGUUUGUGACAUCAGCAGCCAACAUGAGCACACAGCGGAGUAAGAAAAAGGAUAAAGAUGGAGUCUGUGGGCUGUUCUUUCUCCGCAAUAUCCUGACCAUCUUUAACAUCAUAUUCUGGUUUUCUGGAGCAACAUUCCUGGCUGUAGGUGUAUGGACGAUGGUUGCCAAACAUUCCUAUGUCAGCCUGUUGUCCAAUGACAUGUAUGCGACGACCACCUACUUGUUCCUUGCCACAGGGGGAUUCAUCAUUCUUGUCAGCUUCCUCGGUUGUCUGGGGGUCUGGAAGGACAGCAGAGUCUGCCUUGUCAUUUAUGCCCUCUUCUUGUUACUGAUAUUCCUGUUGGAAGCAAUAUCUGGAGUUCUGGCCUACAUGUACGAGGGAGCAAUAAGGGGAGAGCUGAGUAGAAAUCUCAAUGACACAAUGUUACAGAUGUACAAGAUAGAUCCUGACAAAACCAGGUCCAUAGACAGCCUACAACAUGAUUUUGCUUGCUGUGGGUCAAGGAGAUUUGAGGACUGGCAAUACAGUGAAUGGAUUUCCACAUUCAACACAAGCAACAUAGUUCCAGAUAGCUGUUGUAUCUCCUACCGUCUGAAGUGUGGUGAACGGGACCAUCCAUCCAAUAUCAACUCCCCAGCUUGUAUUGACAGACUGGAGGCAUAUCUUAAGAGACACCUGAUCAUUAUAGGAGGUAUAGGCUUAGGACUGUGUUGUUUACAGAUAUUUGGGAUUGUAUUUGCCUGCUGUUUGUCAAUGAAGAUCAAGGAGUUCAGGCAAUGAAGACCUUUCAGUGCUGUCUGUAUCUGAUGUGCCACACCCUUCGGCAUCCAUCAGACUAGCGUGACCAGAGGCAGUCCGUCACAUGUCCAUGUUGUUGUUACUAUAAAUAGUGCUGAAUUGAAGAGUGUGAUGCUGUGACAAUAAGAGAAGGUGGUGAGGUUGAGAAUGACAUUUGCGGUUCUGCUUAAAGUGUGCGCCGUAAUUAUUGAAUGACUUACGGCAGACUUGCAGUUUGGGGUUUUCACCAGUGAUGUGGAUGUUUCAAUGGCCAAUGGGCAGGAGACGUUCUUUGAUUGAAUUUCCUAAACAGGAUGGAAUUUAAAUGUUUUUUCCAUGUUUCAGGGUGGAAAUCCUGGUUCCCAUGAUUUUAGCGUUAAGAUGCACUCGUAUAUCCUUGCCCUUUAAACACAUGUGAUUUUUAUUCAUCUAGUCACUGCCUAGAAAUUGACUUUGUUGGAAUAUCAUGUGAUACAUACCCCUGUCCAAGAUGGCUGCAAUGCCUGACUGUUAAAAUAGAUCACGUUGGUUGUUCACUGUUAUAUAGUUACUAUGACUUGGUGUUGAUGAAUAGUAUGACUUCAAGUUAAAUUCAGCUCCAAUUUAGUCAGUCAUAAACAUGUAUAAUCUUGUGAUGUAAUCACAAAGACUGUUUAACAGGAAGAAUCACAUUCCAGAUAUUUAAAGUUUUAUUAAGUUGUACAUUCCUUAAAGUAGUUGAUAAGAAUAUUUUUGGAAAAUGAACACUUUAGUUGUGUAGAUCAUGAUGAAUAUUUACAUAUCAUGGGGCUAUCUCCCUUUGUGCCCCUUACACAAGAAUAUAUAGGCAUGUGUGAACGGCGUUAGAAAGAGUUAUCUUCUCUUGGGUUGGUAUAUUUUUGAUACUUUGCUUUGCACAUUCUAAUGUGAUUCUAGGAAAUGUUCAUAUUCAGGAUGCCUCGCUAAAGCAGUUUCUACAUCUGUAAACCUAAGCUAAAGAGUUCCAAAGCAACAGAAAAUAACAAGUUCAGAAAUGGCCAAAAAUAUAAAAUGUUUGUUGAGAUUAACCAUCAAAAUCUAUGUAGGUUCCAUAUUGUCAGCCAACAAGCUUGGACUAAGAAAAGAAAGAAGCAUAAAGUGCUGUGUGGUGAGUGUUAACAAAGCAAGGGUUAGUUCCCGCGAUAAUAAACCAAAGUUGUUAAGUCUGUUGUUUUAAUUCUUCUUGCAGCUGUGUGCAGUUGUGUAUUUGUAUUUUUUUAAAAAUCUGUGUGGAUUUCUGCAGUUUUUAAAAGGUUGUGAACCACAUUUUUUUGUUUUCCAGUUGUAGUUGUGAUUUUAGAGCAAUUUAGUUUCAGUAAGAAAAGUGUUUUGGAACCCUAGUGC